AUGUCCAUCCGCCGCGUCAAGUGCGACGAGGCCAAGCCUGCCUGCCACAACUGCUGUUCGACCGGUCGACAGUGCCUGGGGUACAGUCAUGACAACAGCCAGUUGCUCCAAGCCAGCCAGGGAGAGCUUCUGCGGCAGAUUUCAGCGUCCCUGGGCGGCACACAGCGAGAACGCCGCGCCUUUGAGUUCUACUGUGUGCGGACAAGUCCACGCCUCACCGGCUCCGACGAUCACGCUUUCUGGGGGCAGCUGGUCAUCCAACGCGCGUACGUAGAUACGGGCAUUCGCCAUGCCAUCAUCGCGCUCGCUUCGUUCUACGAGGACUUCGAAUCCGGUGCCGAGAAUUGCGUGUUCGCUCUAGAGCAGUACAAUUUAGCGAUCAGAAAGCACUUCGAUAGCUUUAAGAGUGAAAAUGGCCCGGCUACUGUCGAGGUCUAUGUUUCCUGUCUAGUGUUUGUGUGUAUAGAGAUGUUACGAGCCAACUUCACCUCAGCGAUAUCUUUAGCCCAGAAGUCUCUAAGUCUUCUGCACGGGUCCACCGAGGGGCAGAGCCCCGGAACAUCGAACUCGCUUUUGCACUUUUUGCAACGCCAAUUCUACCGCAUUCAAGUCCAAGCGAUCGGGUUAAUUGGCCAUGUUGAAGGCGGCAGCAAAUAUCCACCGCAAGCUGCACAAAUAGUCGAACCUACUAUUCCCUCCAUUUUCUCCUCCGUAUCGGAAGCGCAGGACUAUUUAGAGUUUUAUGGUCAACUCUACAGCCUAUCUACGAAUGAUGAACAAACGGGUCCUAUAAUGGGCGGUCCAGCGGAUUUUGACAUUCGAAUCGGAUCCUCUGAGCCAUAUAUAGAUAUUCUACGACAGUGGACUAAUGCGUUCGACGCAUUUCUCAUCCGACGCGCCAAUUCACUGACAGAUCAAGAGAGACAUGCGGUGCGCAUUUUACGUAUGCGUCAGCUUCUCAGUCAUAUCUCACUAGAGGUGAGCACACACUGCUUACCUUCUGACGAACAAGAAAUGGUAUGGGACAACCACUGCAGCGAGUUCAACGACGCCGUGGUGCUUGCAGAGUCGAUUCUCACAACCAUGGGUGACUGGGAGGACGCUUCUUCGUUGAUAAGGCGAAAACCAUCGUUUUCACUCGACUUUGUCAGCGUCGGACCUCUUUACGAUAUCGCACGGCGCUGUCGUGAUCCGACAAUUCGCCGAAAGGCAAUAGACACCCUACGCACUUUUCGAAGAAGGGAGGGCAUGUGGGACAGUGAGAUGGCCUUGCUGGUGGCAGAGCGGAUUGUUGCUAUUGAGGAAGACGGUGUUGACGUUGCAUCUUGUGAGGAUGUGCCUAGCUGGCGGCGCAUUUUCAACGUACACCCCGUGCUUGCUUUGGAGGAUAAGAAGAUAUAUUUGCAUUAUGAACGGAUAGCGAGUCCUACACAAGCAGUCAGGGUGCAGGUGCAGGAAGUCAUUCCAUACAGGGAAAUUUAG
Messenger RNA from Talaromyces atroroseus, 1482 nucleotides. RefSeq lists its product as hypothetical. NCBI's taxonomy places the organism in Eukaryota, Fungi, Ascomycota, Eurotiomycetes, Eurotiales, Trichocomaceae. The record is from RefSeq and is a predicted model, not a curated record. Gene Ontology annotation, biological process: regulation of DNA-templated transcription. The transcript has 4 exons. Gene Ontology annotation, molecular function: DNA-binding transcription factor activity, RNA polymerase II-specific; zinc ion binding. Bases 1 to 1482 code for a protein of 493 amino acids.